CCCCUCCCCACCCACCUCACGAGGUGUUGGCCAAUCGCCCCAGCGGGCAUAAAGUGGCUGCCAGUCUGCAGGACUCCCAGCUUGGAGGUAUCACCCCGGGCAGGCACAGGCCAGCGUGCAGGCGCCCAGCAUGCGGGCACAACUCACACGGAGGACGCUGUUCAGUCUGGUCCUUGGACUCCUGCUCCUGAGCCCAGCAGCAGAGGCGGCAGCGGCCACGUGCAGAUGCUCCACCUCUUACGGGCAGCUCCUCGGCCAGCUCCGGAGCCAGGCGGACCUGAUGAAGGACACCAGCCGCCUCCUGGACCCCUUUAUCCGCUCCCAAGGCCUGGACACACCUGUCUUGAGAGGCUCCUGCAAGGAAUGCUCUAGGGCCUUCCCCAGUGAGGAUGCCCUGCGGAGGCUGAGCAGGCAAGGUUUCCUGCGGACUGUCAGUGCCACCCUGAACGAUGUCCUGCAGAGACUGGCCGCUUUGCAGCAGCAUCUCUUGAAGGGCAAGAACGUGCCCGAGAUGCAGGUGGCCACGCGGAACAUCCAGGGCGUCAGGAACAACAUCUACUGCAUGUUGGAGCUACUCACUAACUGCUCGGAGACGCCAGAGCCCCUGCUGCCUGGCACAGCGGCCACACUGACGCCCCCUACCCCCAGCUUCUGGUUCAGGCUGGAGGGCUGCCAGUUCCUGUGCGGCUACCACAGCUUCAUGGGCUCUGUGGGGCAGGUCUUUGGGGAGUGGGGGGACAGUCUGAGUGGAAACCGGACACACAGCCCCCGCCGCCGGGCCCUGUAUAAGGGGGCCCGCAGGGCCAGGCCCUCCAGAAGGGUCAAGAGACCUGUGCCCAGGGGGCAGCUGUUCCGGUAGCUCAAGCAGCAACCCCUGCAGGUGCUCGCUCUACAGACGUGAGAAGCCAGCAGGCGCUCUCCGGAUGUGAAGAUCUGUGAAAGACGCUGCGUUCCCUCCCGGUUUUCCAGAUCUGCGCCCUCACCACUCAGAAGUGCACUUUAAAAAAGUGGAGGUGCUCGGGCCCUUUCUACCUCUGCUGGGCUAAGGGGAGAGUCAGGCUGCAGGGCUCCCAGCCCGAGUUUCCCAGUCCUGGUGGGGCGGCCAGGUCAGGCCAUGCAGGGCCGACUUUCCAUUGAUUCAGGGGUCUGAUGACACAAGCUGACUCACGGCCGGCCGACUGCCCCCUCAGACUCCCUGGAGGCCCUUCCCUCUCAUGACUUGCGGGGCUCUUGCCCCCAGACUUCCUCCUUUCUGGUGGCAGGGUUCCAAGGGGAGGUCAGGGCCUGAGCUGGCCUCCUACGCCUCAUCGCCGCUCAGGCCGGACACCUGGACAUCUGAGUGAUCUCACUUCAGGCAGCGACGGCAGGGCUCUGCGGGUCUCUGCUCGGCUCUGUCCCUUAUUCACUAAGUGACCUCAGGCAGAGCACUUUACCUCUCAGGACCCAGUUUUCUCUCUGGGAAGCCAGGAAUUUGGACACUGUGUGAAGGCUCCCUCUGCCUGGCAGUUUCUGGGACUCUGUGAUAUAAGAUGGACAGCAAAUUCUCUGAAAAUCAGGACGUACGCUGCAAAUAGGAGACCUCUCAGCUCCGGACGCGCCAGUCUCGAUUACGCACAUCUGGCUGCUCCCUCUGGUGGCGGAUUGUGGAAUUUUCUCACGUUGAAACCGCGGCCUCGGAAGAGGGUCCCAGAAGCCCCUGGGCUGAUUCGUUGU
Molecule: messenger RNA, 1713 nt
Organism: Fukomys damarensis (Damara mole-rat)
Lineage: Eukaryota; Metazoa; Chordata; Mammalia; Rodentia; Bathyergidae
Gene: Osm
Product: oncostatin M
Exons: 3
Coding region: 131-859 (242 amino acids)
Biological process (GO): oncostatin-M-mediated signaling pathway; immune response
Cellular component (GO): extracellular region
Molecular function (GO): cytokine activity; oncostatin-M receptor binding
Source: RefSeq, a predicted model, not a curated record